AUGAGGCUCACGGCCGAGCUCAUCCACAACUCCCUCUCCUACCUAAACCCAUUGAAGGAACGAGAACUUGACCUCCGAGGCCAUAAAAUCCCUACCAUCGAGAAUCUGGGUGUCGCAGGCUCGCAAGAUGCCAUCGAUUUCACUGACAACGACAUUACCACCCUCACAAACUUCCCUCUGUCCCCCAGAUUAAACACGCUGCUGUGCGCGCGGAAUCGAAUACAAAAUGUGGACAAGAGAAUAGCGGAACAGCUGCCGAACCUCACGACCCUGGUCUUGACGAACAACCAUGUCAGAGAGUUGGCCGAUCUGGAGGGUCUGAGUGGCUGCGGAGCGUUAACUCAUUUGAGUCUACUGGAAAAUCCGGUAACAAAGAAGGAGCAUUACAGACUCUACCUGAUAUGGUCGAUACCAUCACUCCGUUUCCUCGAUUUCCAGAAAGUGAAGGACGUGGAAAAAAAGCAGACCCAAGAAUUGUUUGGUACAGCGGAAGAACCCACGGAGUUGGCGGCGAAGAUCAAGGGAGUGAAGAGCCGGACAUUCGACGUUUCGUCGGUCGGUGCUAAUGGCGAGACUGCCCGUUCCCAGAAGGGCGUCCGGACGAAGUUGACCGAGUCGGAAAAGAGGAGGGUGGAACGUAUGAUUCAGAACGCCAAGAGCUUCCAGGAGAUUGAAAGAAUCGAAAAGGACCUGGCUGAGGGGAGGAUACCUGCUGGUGCAGCUGAUGCUGACAGGAUGGUCUCAUAG
Molecule: messenger RNA, 747 nt
Organism: Cladophialophora yegresii CBS 114405
Lineage: Eukaryota; Fungi; Ascomycota; Eurotiomycetes; Chaetothyriales; Herpotrichiellaceae
Product: U2 small nuclear ribonucleoprotein A'
Exons: 3
Coding region: 1-747 (248 amino acids)
Biological process (GO): mRNA splicing, via spliceosome
Cellular component (GO): U2 snRNP
Molecular function (GO): U2 snRNA binding; protein binding
Source: RefSeq, a predicted model, not a curated record